This is a messenger RNA of Tachyglossus aculeatus (Australian echidna), 1658 nucleotides long. It is a transcript of the gene NOB1, whose product is annotated as NIN1 (RPN12) binding protein 1 homolog. Gene Ontology annotation, cellular component: preribosome, small subunit precursor. The coding region runs from base 1 to 1254 and encodes 417 amino acids. NCBI's taxonomy places the organism in Eukaryota, Metazoa, Chordata, Mammalia, Monotremata, Tachyglossidae. The transcript is spliced from 9 exons. The record is from RefSeq and is a predicted model, not a curated record. Gene Ontology annotation, molecular function: RNA endonuclease activity. Gene Ontology annotation, biological process: maturation of SSU-rRNA; ribosomal small subunit biogenesis.
AUGGCGUCGUCAUCGUCGCCGGCUGUGGAGCACGUGGUGGCCGACGCCGGGGCCUUUCUGCAGAACGUGUCGCUGCAGGAUAUCGGGAAAACCAUCUACACCAUCAAAGAAGUGGUCAGCGAGAUCCGGGACAAAGCCACCAGGAGACGGCUGGCCGUGCUGCCCUACGAGCUGCACUUCAGAGAGCCGUACCCGCAGUACGUCAGGCUCGUGACAGAAUUCUCAAAAAAGACCGGAGAUUAUCCCAGCCUCUCAGCUACAGAUCUGCAGGUGUUGGCACUCACCUACCAGUUGGAAGCAGAACACGUCGGGGUGGCUCACCUAAAGAAAGAACCGGAACGAAAGGUUCAUGUGAGCUCAGUGAUGCAGCACCCCGAAGCCCCUGUACAUGUUGCUGGUUUCCACCUACCUUCCAAGGCCAGAGUUGUCAAGGAAACCCUAUGCCCCAAGACCCUUGCAGCAGAAGCGGAGGACCCAGAGUUCAGCUCCUUUCAGUUUUGGAGAAACCCUCUGCCCAGAAUUGAUGAUGACGAUCUGCGGGCGUUGCUGACCGGGGAAAAUCAGGACGGUUCGAGCGAGGAGGAAGAGGAUGGAAGUACGGACAGGACAUCUGAGGAUAGUGACGACGAUGAAGGGUGGAUAACCCCCAGCAAUAUUAAGCAGGUGCAACAGGAAUUGGGACACUGUGAUGUUCCGGACAACGUGCGGGUCGGCUGUGUGACCACGGACUUUGCCAUGCAGAAUGUUUUGCUCCAGCUGGGGCUCCAUGUGCUGGCAGUGAGUGGAAUGGUGAUUCGGGAGGCCAGAAGCUACAUACUGCGUUGUCAUGGCUGUUUUAAGACAACGUCUGACAUGAACAAAGUCUUCUGCGCAUACUGCGGCAACAAGACACUGAAAAAAGUGGCAGUGACCAUCACCGACAACGGCGACCUUCACAUGCAUUUCUCCCGCAACCCCAAGGUGCUGAAUGCCCGCGGGCUCCGGUAUUCGCUUCCUGCGCCCAGAGGCGGAAAGCACGCCAACAACCCGCAUCUAGCGGAGGACCAGCGCUUCCCCCAGCAGCGGUUAUCCCGAAAGGCCCGACAGAAAACGAACGUCUUCGACCCCGCGUACCUCGCCGGCGUGUCUCCCUUCGCCGAGAACGACGUCUACAGCCGGGCGGCCACGCUCCAGAUCCGGGACGGGUCGCUGGGGGCAGGCCGCAGGCGCCUCAACCCCAAUGCGGCCAACAAGAAGUUUGUGAAGCGGAGGUGAUCGGCCAAGGGAAGGCCUCAGACGGAGCGAUGGGAUCACGGCUGGAGAUCUCCCCCUCAACCCCCCGGCAGUGUGGAGUUCUGGGAAGAAAGCACCAAGACUAGCCACGGGAGUGUCUCUCACUGGCAGCCUUUCCGUGUGCUUUAGGAUUCCCACAGCCAUCAGCUAGAGUGGCACUGAAUAUGGGGAUUUGCUUCUAGAAGACUGUCUGACAGCAGGGAGUCACCCCUUGGCAGAAAAGGGGGGCUCUGAAGGUCCGGAGGAGUUAACAUUAGCUGAAGAGUUAACGGAGAAACCUUAGAAGCAAUAUUCCGAAGCACCUUUCCGAUACCAAAUCCCUCCCCUCCGCGUUUUAAGAGGGGAAAGUUGCAUCCUUUUUUCUAAUAAAUGUGGUGGUUAACUUA